UCCUCUUCCUCCUCCUCCUCCUCCCCUCCCCGCCAAUUUCCUUCUCGUCCUCUCCACCAACGUCGGGACCGCCGCGGGGAGAUCCCGGGCAAAAGCGACGGCGGGCAGCCAUGGAGGCGGCGGCGGGUCGAAGAAGCUCUCCGUGCCCGGUUCUGCGCGCCCCUCUUUGGCCGAGGCUUUGCUGCCUGCUACUCCUGCUCCCCCGGCCGAGCAGCGGCACCUGGACCCGCGCGGGGCAGCAAUUCGCCUCCCGCAGAAACUGGUGUUCCUACACGGUGACCAAGACGGUUUCCUGUCACAUCCAAAAUGGCACCUAUCUCCAGAGAGUUUUCCAAAAUUGUCGUUGGCCUAUGGGCUGUUCGGGGGGCAGCUACAGGACGGUGAUCCGACCGACGUACAAGCAGGCGUACAAGACGGUCACAGCUCUGGAGUGGAAAUGUUGCCCUGGGCAUUCAGGAGCCAACUGCGAAGCAGACACCGUCAGCUACCAAGAUACUCCAGGUGCCUCACAGGGCAUCUCUGCUCUGAGCAGACUGCCCAUCCGACCUGCAACAUAUUCCGGUUGUUUCAACUGCAGCAAAUUCUCUGAGCUUUUGGCAAAAGUCAACCUCCUGGAAGCCAAGGUAGCAACGUUCACGGCAGGUGAAUCCAGUCCUUCGGCUGUAUCUCGACGAUGUUUGACCGCCUCGGGCGACGCUGCCCCCGACCCUUUUAAUCGGUGGCCCUCUCAGGCCACACAAGGAAAACCCGGAGAAGAACGUGGGAUGGGAAAAUUGGCUUCCCAAGGGCCCCCGGGCCCCAUAGGGCCUAAGGGGGAUGCUGGGAUCCGGGGCCCUUCGGGCCUUCCUGGGGUCAAGGGCCCUGUUGGACCACAGGGUCCCGUAGGUCCACCUGGUCCACCAGGACAAGAUGGGGCCAGGGGCUUUCCUGGUGAGAAGGGUCUCCCAGGACCCCCGGGACCUCCGGGACCCCCGGCUCCAGUCGGGCCCCAAAUUUCACCAAUCCCAGAUCAAGGAGAUUUGCUUCUCUCCAACUCCUUCCCAGAAACGGCUGUAACUGGUCCAGCUGGACCUCCGGGACUUCCGGGCCCAACAGGUCCUCCAGGACCUGCUGGAAAACCAGGCUCUCCGGGCCGUGACGGAAUUCCAGGAUCACCGGGUACUGAUGGAGCUGCUGGUACCCUUGGACCGAAAGGCGAGAAGGGGGAAUCAGGUCUCAAGGGUGACCCAGGCGAGAAGGGGUCCUGGGGGGAGGGUUUACACCAGCUCCGAGAGGCUUUGAAGAUUUUAGCAGAAAGGGUUUUAAUCUUGGAGGCCAUGAUUGGGCUGCAUGAACCAGAUCUGGGAUCCGGCUUUGAUCCGACCGCUACGGGCGUUUCCGGCUACGAUCGCAAUAAGCGCAACGAGAACAUGGCGGCCUACCGGGUGAGCUCACACCAUCUUUCUCGGAAGGGAGAGGAGAGGAAGAAAUGAAGAAGGUUCUGCCCACCAUCUGGCAAAGAAGAAGAAUCACGUCUGGACUGAGGGACCUCCGAGGUGGAGGGAGCACCAGGCUCUCCUCCUCCUCCUCCUCCUCCCUCUGCCUUGGACCAGUGGUGAAGGAGACAGUGGGGUUGGGUGGGGCUGUUCGAUGAACCAGGUUGGGGACGGGACCCUGCUAACAAAUCCUCCUCUGUAUUUAUUUGUUCUUUUCACACGGGGGAUUUGUUCCUGCUCUGGAACCAAUAGGAAUAGAUGGUGUGGCAGAGG
Molecule: messenger RNA, 1748 nt
Organism: Pseudonaja textilis
Lineage: Eukaryota; Metazoa; Chordata; Lepidosauria; Squamata; Elapidae
Gene: EMID1
Product: EMI domain containing 1
Molecular function (GO): protein binding
Source: RefSeq, a predicted model, not a curated record